This is a messenger RNA of Schistosoma guineensis, 1135 nucleotides long. NCBI's taxonomy places the organism in Eukaryota, Metazoa, Platyhelminthes, Trematoda, Strigeidida, Schistosomatidae. The record is from the annotation of a GenBank genome assembly.
AGCUGAGAAAAGUCAUUCGGUGUACAUUAACUUGACAGUGAAACAUUGUUUAGUGAAUUUAUUGAGUGUCAAAUAACCUUGAGAAUCAUCGUGAGAACUUAUAGAACUUUGGUUUUUGGAGGGGUUUGCAAAUAGUGUGUUCACAUAUCAGUGUCGUUUUUAACGCAUCACCUCAUUAUCAUUCUUCAAAGUAUUUUCAAAACAUACAUUAAUAAUGCAUCUUAAAAAUGGUGAUCCAGAACCGUUUGUUGAUCCAACUAGAUAUACGUUAUUUGCCUUUCGUUUUUGUCCAUUCUGUGUACGUGUUAAAUUGACCUUAAGUUUCCAUAAAAUUGACUAUGAUUUAAUUCAAGUCUCACUUAAUGAUAAACCAGAUUGGUUAGUGAAAUAUUCGCCUUUGGGUAAAGUUCCACUACUUAUAAAUCAAGGUGAUAAACUUCUUGAGUCUGAUUUAAUUAUGCGAUUUGUGGAUGAAUUACAUGGAGAAAAAUCUUCAUUGAUGAGUAUAUGUGGUGUAGAGAAAUUUCAAAAUGCGGCUGAAUUAGCUAAAAAGUUUUUCAGUCCUGGAUAUUCUAUAUUAUAUGGAGUGACUGUUAGUGAAUUGGAUGUAGUGAAAUUCCGUGAAGCUUGUUCUGAAUUGAAUAAUUCAAUCAAUAGUAAAUAUUUUGCCGGAGAUCAAUUGAGUUUGGCUGAUUUGAUCCUCUUCCCUAUGAUUGAUUACUUUGAAAUCAUUUUGGGCAUUAUUCAUCAUAUAAAUUAUGAUCAAAUUUAUGAAAUGAAAAUAGAUGAUAAAUUAUAUAAUGAAGCUAAAACAUGGUCAAAUCUACUCAAUUAUUUAAUUACAAUGAGACAAGAAUCUUUUGUAUCUGAUAUACGAAUAUCGACUAAUAUUACAGCAAAAUUUAUUGCUUCUAAACGAUCUGGUUUUUCAAAUCCUGACAUUCAGUAGGUAUAGAGAUGGAUAAUAUAAGUGUUCCUGUUCAAAUAGUUUUUUUUUUUCUUCUGUUGUUCUGAAGUUUUAUUUUGUUUUUGCAAAAACCAAAAUUGUUUCUUGUUUGUUUUAACUUUUGUCUAUUUGUUUUAAUUUAUUCUAUAUGAUGAAUGUGAAUUUGAAUUAAAUUUAAAUUGUUACUUA